CCCGGCGACUGUUCGCCCGCUUUGCGCGUCCGUUCUGCCCCUCAUCCUCCCGCCGUGGCUGUCGGCGUCGCGGUCCCGCUUCGGUUGUGUUUACAAACCCAGCUAGCAAAGAAGCCGGACGGAGGCAGUUAAACAGCGGCCACGCAGCGCCGCGGCACCGCUGUCGGCUUCACAGUUUGGGCUAAAUGGUGCGAGCUAAAAAAAAAGAAGCUCGGUCCCGGUUCCCGGAGCCUGACGUUUAAAAGGAAGCUUUGUGACACCGGGAGGGACGGAGGCGGCGGCGGAGGUAACACCGCUGCAGGUGUUUCCCCGCUGACCCGCAGCCGCAACAAAACACGGCGAUGAGAAGCAUCUACGUGUCCGGGAGAUCUCCGGCACCGGGGAAGCAGGAGGAACAAUGUGAAACUGAAAGCUGCGCGUUGCCGCUGGGCCAAGUCAAAUGAGGCUGAAAUUGAUCCUUAACGUGAGAACUAAGGCUGUUUUAAAACAAAAAGCGUCCACGUGUGUAAUGAUUAAAGCCGCCUUCACUUCCAUUAGGCUGCUCUUAUAUCUAGCAAAGUCCCGAAGGCCUCAUCAGCCACCUCCCGCAUGGCAGUGGAGCACUCAAACCAACAUUAAACCCAGCACUCUCUGCUCCGGAGCGUUGCCCUUUUAGAUGCCGCUCAGUCCUCAUCCUUGCAAAUGGCUUGCUGUCUGAAGGACGAGCUCAUCUGUUCCAUCUGCCUCAGCAUCUACCAGGACCCCGUCAGCUUCGGCUGCGAGCACUACUUUUGCAGGAAGUGCAUUGCUGAGCACUGGAGCCGACAGGAGCCCCACGGAACGCGGGACUGCCCCGAGUGCCGCAGGACCUUCGCCGACCCUCUCGUCUCGCCGAGUCUCAAGUUGUCCAACAUUGUGGAGCGCUACUCGGCCUUCCCGCUCGACGCCAUCCUCAACGCCCAGAGGAACUCUUAUCCGUGCAAGGACCACGAAAAGGUCAAGCUCUUCUGCCUCACCGACAAGAGUCUAGUGUGCUUCUUCUGCGACGAGCCGGCGUUGCACGAACAACACCAAGUGACCACUAUCGACGAGGCGUACGAGGAAAUACAGAGAGAGAUGAAGGAGCAGCUGGCCACCCUGCAGGACAGUGAGAAGGGACACACUGAGGCCCUGCAGCUCCUGCAGAGACAGCUCACUGAGACAAAGUCCUCGGCCAAGAGCCUGCGCGCGACGAUCGGCGAUGCGUUCGAGCGGCUGCACCGCUUCCUGCGUGAGCGUCAGAAGAGCAUGCUGGAAGAGCUGGAGAUGGACACCGCCCGCAAGCUCACGGACAUCGAGCACAAGAUCCAGUGCUACAGUCAGCAGCUGCGCGACGUCAAGGAGGGCAUCCAGAUCCUGCAGGAGCGCCUCAAUGAGACAGGGAGACACGACUUCCUGGAGGGAGUUGCUGUGACAUCUGAGAGGAUAAAAGGAAAGAUACAUGAGACCAAUCUGACAUAUGAAGAUUUCCCAACAUCCAAGUACAUGGGACCCUUACAGUACACGAUAUGGAAGUCACUCUUCCAGGAUAUAUCACCAGUGCCAGCAGCAUUGACCCUCGACCCCAUCACGGCCCACCAAAGACUGAUCCUCUCUGACGACUGUACCAUUGUGGCCUACGGUAAUCUACACCCGCAGCCGCUGCAGGACUCCCCGCGCCGCUUCGACGUGGAGGUGUCCGUUCUGGGCGCGGAGGGCUUCGCCUCGGGCGUCCACUACUGGGAGGUGAUGGUGUCGGAGAAGACCCAGUGGAUGAUCGGCGUGGCCAGCGAGACGGUCAGUCGCAAGGGCAGCAUCCAGAUCCAGCCCAGCCGCGGCUUCUACUGCAUCGUGAUGCACGACGGCAACCAGUACAGUGCCUGCACCGAGCCCUGGACCCGUCUCAAUGUCAAGAACAAGCUGGAGAAGGUGGGGGUGUACCUGGACUACCCCAAAGGCCUCCUCAUCUUCUACAACGCAGACGACAUGUCCUGGCUCUAUACCUACAGAGAGAAAUUUCCUGCCAAGGUCUUCCCCUAUUUCAGCCCAGGUCAGAGCCACGCCAACGGCAAGAACGUGCAGCCGCUGCGGAUCAACACUGUACGCCUUUAAAGCUACACUCAGUCCAUGCUCAGCCCUGUCAGAUGAAUUUAUCCUGUCACAGGAGUUCUGUGUAGGUUUCAAAAGAUGAGACAAAAACCUGUUUCAAAUGUUCACUGGGGUGUUUGAAGCGUUUCCUCCUUUCAGUUUGGUGUAAAGAAUCGUGCUUGAUGUUGCUCUUAAAUCCUGCACUGUUUUGUGUGACUUGAAACCACCGUACGGUACCUGCCCGCCCUCGAGCCUCAUUCCGCAGCGUUAUCUGAAAAGAGGACGCUGAAUGGAGUCGGAUGGGCCCCCAGGGCUCCACUGGGGAAAAAAAUAAAAUGGAAAAGAUUCCCUCUAUUAAAGUGACUUUCCCAGAAUCACCAUGCUCCGUCCUCGCUGAGCUCCAGGCCGGUCUGACUGGAGCUCGGCCUCUCGCUGCCCAGGCGCUGCAGACUGGUGGCUUCUCCUCUCUGUGCUGUACAGUCGGCUUAGCUUUGUUUGUGGAAUGUGAUCGGCAGCACCCACCUCCCUUUUUUUAUUAUUUUUUUUAAUUUGUUGUUUUAGCUGCAUCUUCAUUAAUUCCUUUGGACCUGUUCAAAUCUCUUGCCUCUUUCUGCCUACUUACACGUGUUCAGUCUCAACACAAAGGUCCUAUGUGCACCAGCAUUUUCAUUUGACAGCAAAUGAAAUGAAUGACAGUAGGUGUGAUAGGAAGAUCUGUUUGACGGUGGAGGUUGUCAAUAAUGUACAUGCUGCUAUGGAUGGAGAAAGGACUCGGAUGUUUGUAUAUAGAGUAUUAGUAAUGUCAUGACGCUGGCUUCUGUUUAUGGCAUCUCUCAUCAUAAGCUGUGUCUCUUUAGCCCCUUUUAGUAAAUUGAAUUAGAUCCCAAACACUAAUACAAGCUGUGAUUUCAGCAAACGGCCACGUGAGGCACUCACCUCUGUUUGUAGAAGCUCAUCAGUAGUUUUAAUUAACGCUGUGUAAGGAAGAUGGAUGGAUGGACCCUGUGUGACUUGCAGUCCCAUGGCUGCUGUUGUUGUGUAAUGAUGAAAUCACUAAUAAUUCCUUUAAGACUCUGUCAUGUGUAUGUUUUCGUCCCACGUGCCUCAAGUGCUCUUGUUUAUCAUUACUUGUACUCAAGUCCUGCAGAGUCUACUCUAAGAGGCUCUUGUCACUCAGCCAAGUCCAGCAAACGGGGGGCGGGUGAGCGCGUGUGUGAGGCUGAGGCACGUGAAUGAGUGUGUUUGAGUGUUACUUUAUCCCACUUUGGUUGUGCUUGAUAAAACCCAUCGGACACUCCAGGCCACUGAGCAGAACCUGUACUGAACCCCGCCUCUGUGCGUAUUUGUGUUUUCUCUGUCUUGUCUACUUGAUGAAAAGAAAACCGGGACCGUGCCCUUGUUCUAGUAGAGGGGUGUGCAUCAUACUGCGAUCGCUAGGAACAAAGUGUGAGCAUCUACGAAUGACUCUCAGUGCGUUGUUUUAACUUGCACAGAUGUGCAGGAGCCUGCGAGUGAUCGGACACAGCGCUGCUGAGUAAAACCUGAAGCAUCUCGUUUUGCGCAACACAGUUUCCUGGCUUUGACUCUGGACAUUUACGCAGAUGUUGUGUUUAACCCAAAAGGUGUAUUUAUUAUUGCGGAGGAGACCUUGUGUGUAACAGUUCAGACAAUCAGGACCGUGUCCAGAUGUUGUGUCUCUCCUGCAAACUGUGCCGGUGCUUCGUGCAGGUUAAAACACUGCGUUUGAACCCGUGUGCGUCGUGUUGCAGACCUUCGUGUGGUCUCGUUCGUUAGAUGUGUGAAUAUUGAGACGGAGAUUAUGAUGAGAUGUUGCCGGGGUCAUUGGUGGUGAUGCUGUUAGUUAAACUGAUUAGGAUGAAUAUAACUACGACACUUUUAAUGAAUAUAUUGAUGAUUGUGUCUUGAUGGUCACUGUGCACCCAUCAUUGUGCAAACACACUCUAGUGGAAUUGUGCUGCUAGAGGUUGGUGAGAAAUGUUUUAAUGUCCAAUAAAAACUGGUAAAAUCCCA
Betta splendens (Siamese fighting fish) is the source of this 4116-nucleotide messenger RNA. It is a transcript of the gene trim62.1, whose product is annotated as tripartite motif containing 62, tandem duplicate 1. Gene Ontology annotation, molecular function: zinc ion binding; protein binding. Bases 682 to 2109 code for a protein of 475 amino acids. Lineage: Eukaryota; Metazoa; Chordata; Actinopteri; Anabantiformes; Osphronemidae. The record is from RefSeq and is a predicted model, not a curated record. Gene Ontology annotation, biological process: positive regulation of canonical NF-kappaB signal transduction; innate immune response. The transcript is spliced from 6 exons.